Molecule: messenger RNA, 1368 nt
Organism: Cladophialophora carrionii CBS 160.54
Lineage: Eukaryota; Fungi; Ascomycota; Eurotiomycetes; Chaetothyriales; Herpotrichiellaceae
Exons: 2
Coding region: 1-1368 (455 amino acids)
Biological process (GO): secondary metabolite biosynthetic process
Molecular function (GO): monooxygenase activity; FAD binding
Source: RefSeq, a predicted model, not a curated record
AUGCAGGCUUCCAGCUUGAUCAACCAGGCUGAACUCUCAGCCGUGCGGUUGAGUAUCAUUAUCGUUGGCGCCGGUCUUGGUGGGCUAGCAGCGGCUAUUGCCCUUGCCAGGAAGGGACAUAAGGUCACGGUCUUCGAGCAAGCCCCUGCCCUUGCUGAGGUCGGUGCUGGAAUCCAGAUCCCAUCAAACUCGAGUCGGCUCCUCCUGAAAUGGGGGUUGAGACCAUUCCUUGGCGACAAGGUUGUCGAGCCAGAGGACAUCAAGUUCCGGCGAUGGGAGAACGGCGCCCCCAUCGGCCUCACCAAGCUCAUCCCAGACUUCCAGGAGAACUUCGACGCGCCGUAUUACGUGGUCCAUCGGGCACAUUUCCACGACGCGAUGUAUCAAUUGGCCCUGCAGCUCGGCGUGGAGGUGCAGAUCAACUCCAAAGUGGUGGACUAUGACGCCGAGAAACCGUCCAUCAUCACCGAACACGGCCAGUCCUUCACGGCCGAUCUCAUCAUCUGUUCGGAUGGAGUCAAAUCCGUAGGACGGCCGAAAGUGCUCGGUGGCGUGGACCAACCAGCGUUGCGCACCGGCUUUGCCGCCUACCGCGCGACCGUCAACGUCGAGGAGAUGAAGCUACAUCCCGAGCUCGUUGAGCUCCGAGCGAAGCCCGGCCUCAAUCUCUGGAUCGGCAACAUGAGACACGUCAUGACAUAUACGAUUGCGGGCGGCAAGUCGUUCAACAUGGUCCUUUCGCACCCGGACCGCUCAGACCCGGCGACCUGGAACCAGCGGAGCCCGGCCGAGAUCCUGACCGACAUGCGGUCUCACUUCAACGGCUGGGACCCGCGACUCACCAAGAUCAUCGACAUGAUCAAGACGACGCUCAAAUGGCCGCUGGUCAGCGGCUCGGCCCUCCCUCGCUGGGUGGCACCUUCGAACAAGCUCCUGAUCAUGGGCGACGCCGCACACGCCAUGGUGCCCUACAUGUCCGAGGGGGCUGCCAUGGCGGUCGAGGACGCCGCAGCACUGGCGGAGGCCAUCGACCUGGUGAGUACCGCCAAGGAGCUGCCCGAAGCGCUGCACGUCUGGGAAACCGUGCGCAUCAAGCGCACAUCCCAGAUGCAGGAGGCCAGUCUGAUCAAUGGCAAGCUGUGGCAUUUCGCGGACGGGCCCGUGCAGAGGGCGCGCGACGAGGCCAUGAGGCCCGAAGUGGAAGGCAAACAGUUCGUCACCAGCCCGAACCAGUGGAGCGACCCGACGACCCAGAGGUGGUGCUAUGGCUAUGAUGCAGAGGAGGAGAUCAAGCGGGCGUGGGAGAUGCGAGCGCCGAAAUCGAAAUCGAAUGCUAAUAUGGUGAAUGGAGAUCUGAACGGCCAUUAA